Selaginella moellendorffii is the source of this 729-nucleotide messenger RNA. RefSeq names its product protein-lysine methyltransferase METTL21C. The coding region runs from base 82 to 729 and encodes 215 amino acids. NCBI's taxonomy places the organism in Eukaryota, Viridiplantae, Streptophyta, Lycopodiopsida, Selaginellales, Selaginellaceae. The record is from RefSeq and is a predicted model, not a curated record. The transcript has a single exon.
CGAGCGCCAUGGCCAGCGCGAAGCACGCCAUCCACGCAUCCACCCGCUCCAUUUUAGGGUUCUUCAGCUAGGUCUUAACGAAUGGAGGAAGCCACGGAGCUUGUCCACAUUGUCAAGGGCGUGGCGGCCCCGGUGGUGAUCCGCGAGCAGCGCUCCAGAGGCCUAUCGUUCCAGGUGUGGCCAGCGGCAUCGGCAUUGUGCAGCUUCCUCGAGGAGAAGCAAACAGAGUGGAUGGUUCCGGGCGCGAGCGUGCUCGAGCUGGGAUCGGGCCCAGGCUUGGUAGGCCUUGUGGCUGCACGGCUGGGCGCCGCCAGGGUGCUACUCACGGAUCUUCCACAGGCCAUUCCAAAUCUCGCAUACAACGCCCAGCGAAACUUCCCUGGCGAUGGUGGCGCGGUGAUUGAGGCACGGACGCUGCGCUGGGGCGUGGAGGAGGACGUGGCGCAGCUUGCUCAGGACUGGAGCUUCGACUUGAUCGUGGCCUCGGAUGUUGUCUACUACGACUAUCUCUUCCAGCCUCUGCUGCAAACGCUCAAAUGGCUCCUGUCGUCGUCGCCGCCGCAGGAGCGCCCCCCCAAAGUCUUGCUCGCGCACAUCCGGAGGUGGACGAAAGACACCAAGUUCUUCAAGAUGGCGCGCAAGUCAUUCCAGGUGGAGGUUGUAGCCACGUAUCCCCCGCCACCCGGGAACAAGAAGCCAGUCGUCAUUUACUCCCUCGCUGCCCGAUGA